This is a messenger RNA of Humulus lupulus (European hop), 2444 nucleotides long. RefSeq names its product L-type lectin-domain containing receptor kinase IX.1-like. The transcript has a single exon. Lineage: Eukaryota; Viridiplantae; Streptophyta; Magnoliopsida; Rosales; Cannabaceae. Gene Ontology annotation, biological process: protein phosphorylation. Bases 125 to 2245 code for a protein of 706 amino acids. Gene Ontology annotation, cellular component: plasma membrane. Gene Ontology annotation, molecular function: protein kinase activity; ATP binding; carbohydrate binding. The record is from RefSeq and is a predicted model, not a curated record.
ACUUUCUUGGAAGAUAGCUAUCUUAGUUAGACCAAUUCACUGUCAUCGACGAAGACUUUACUGUAAGAUAUCUCAUAUAAUAUAUACUAAUACUCUGUUCUGUAUCGAUCCAUAUCUAACAACAAUGGAGUACGUUCUUAGCUCAUAUAAUUUUAUGGUUCUGGUCAAGCUAAUCACUCUUACCUUCUUCUUCCUACUCGAAAAAAGCUCUUCACUUUACUUCAACUUCUCCAGUUUCCCUCAAAAUGAUGACAUCGACAUUAGAUUUGAAGAGGACGCCUUCAGAGCCGGCGGGGCUCUACAGCUCACAAAAAAUCAAGCCGAUGGUAUGCUUAAUUCUAGUUAUGGUCGAGCAUCGUACAAAAAGGAGGUCCAGCUUUGGGAUCCCAAAACAAAAGUAGUUACAAACUUCUCUACUCAUUUCAAAUUUAUCAUUGAUGGACUCAACACAUCUAAUAAUGGUGAUGGCUUAGCGUUCUUCAUUGCGCCGUUCGAGUCAAACAUCCCAGUCAGUUCAUCUGGCGGAUACCUUGGACUGAUAAGCCCCGAAUCUUGGAAUGAUUCGAGCAGUACUAAUCCUUUUGUCGCAGUGGAGUUCGAUACUUUUGAGAAUUUUUGGGAUCCUGACCCCCGUACCCCUAAAAGUCAUGUUGGGAUCAAUGUUAAUUCCAUUAUCUCAACAACAAAUGUCACAACGAAAACUAGCAUGAGUAAUGGAUCUAGAGUGGCAAAUGCUCAGGUAAAUUACAACUCUGCUUCACAAAAUCUAAGUGUGUUUCUAAGUUAUGAUGGUGAUGAUACUGGUGAAACCAUUAGUCUUUCGAGUGUUGUAGAUUUGACACCCUUGGGAGAAGUGGUGAGAGUUGGUUUCUCUGCAGCUACCGGCUCGUCGGUUCAAAUACAUAAAGUUUUGUCUUGGUCAUUCAACUCAACCUGGGAUAUUAGCACUAACGCAGUCGCAGAAGCUCCUGGCCCGAGCCCCGAAACUCUUAAACCAACCUCGGAAACUACUAAGGGCCAAAAUGUAUGGAGGAUUGGUUUGGGUUUGGGUGUGGGUUUGGGGAUUCUAUGUUGUGGAGUAGGUUUGGUAUGGUUCAUGUUGUGGAGAAAGAGAGUUGGCAGGGAAGCAGAAGAUGAGGACGAAAAUUAUGAUGUUUCCAUCGAUGGAGAAUUCGAGAGAGGGGCUGGGCCCAAGAGGUUUACUUACCGCGAACUAAGCCAGGCAACAAACAACUUUUCCCAAUAUGGGAAGCUUGGAGAGGGAGGCUUUGGAGGUGUCUACAAGGGCGUCUUGAGCGAAUCAAACACUGAAAUCGCGGUUAAGAAGGUGUCUGAAGGAUCAACACAGGGGAAGAAAGAGUACAUUUCUGAGGUCAAAAUUAUAAGUCGUUUAAGACAUAGAAAUUUAGUUCAACUUAUUGGUUGGUGCCACAGAGGAGAUGAGUUCCUUCUUGUCUACGAAUAUUUACCAAACGGAAGCCUUGACAAACACAUAUUCGGUGGGGAGAGCAUUCUACCAUGGGAAACAAGGCAUAAAAUAGCCCUUGGUUUGGCCUCAUCUCUUUUGUACCUUCACGAAGAAUGGGAACAAUGUGUGGUGCAUAGAGAUAUUAAGUCAAGUAAUAUCAUGUUGGAUUUACACUUCAAUGCCAAACUAGGAGACUUUGGGCUGGCAAGGCUUGUCGACCAUGAAAGGGGCCUAGACACAACUGUGUUAGCUGGAACAAGAGGUUACCUGGCCCCGGAGUGUGUCACUACGGGCAAGGCUAGCAAGGAAUCUGAUGUUUAUAGCUUUGGCGUGGUUGCACUAGAAAUCUGCUGUGGCAGGAAGUCAAUUGUGCCAAACCCAGAAGAUCCAAAGAAAGUGAGGCUGGUGGAGUGGGUGUGGGAACUCUAUGGAAGAGGCCAACUUUUAGAGGCGGUUGACAAGGGACUUGUUAGUGUGGAAUACAACGUUCGGGAGAUGGAGUGUGUGAUGAUUGUUGGGCUGUGGUGCUGCCAUCCUGAUCCAACAUGUCGGCCAUCGAUAAAGCAAGUGAUGAGUGCUCUUAACUUUGAAGCUGCAUUGCCUAAUCUGCCGCCCACGUUGCCAGUGCCAAUGUAUUAUAUGCCUGCCUUCAGUAUUAGCUCUCUUGAUUCCUAUUCUUCAUCUUCCGUUGUUACAGGCAGCUCCACCACUGCUUCAACAACUUCAGCUAACUCUUCUACUUCUAAACCUCUGUUAAAAUUUUCUGUUGGUGAUUAAUUCUUUCGUAUAUUGAUCGUGAUGGGGUUUUUCCAUUUGAGUCCUAUUUUUAUGUUUUACUUUUCUCAGUUUUUUCUUAGAAUUGUUUGUGCCUUUGUUUUUCCAUUUAUUGGAAGCUUCGUUUCCAUUCUCUCUAACUUAUGAGAAUUUAUGUAACUAUAUUUCUUAUAUUGUUUUAAACAAUUGUUUCACGAGUAUA